AUGAAAUUAGGAGUGGAGUUAGAUGGCAGCAAUAAUAAACCAGACGUUAGCGAUACAAAUUAUGUAGACAAUGAUAAAAAAUUGGAUAAAAAUAAAAAAUUUUACAAUUUAAACAUGGAUAAAAUACCAUGCAAAAGUACUUUUAGUAAUAAUGAGAAUAAUUCUAAUGAUUAUGAACAUAAUAAUUUUAAAGAAAAUAAUUUUAAUUAUAAUGGACGUAACACUCGUAGGGAAAAUUUUGAUUUUAAGAAGAGGAAUUAUAAUGAUUUUAGGCCUAAUGAUAGUGCUAGCCGAAACUAUCAAAACAAUAUUUUUCGAGACAGUGAGGGUAACUCUAAAAAUUUUCGUAAUAACCAAUCUUCGAAUAACAAUUCAAACUAUUACGGAAGAAACUCCAUAUGGCACAACAACAAUAAUGCAAACAAUUAUGAUAGAAACAAUGCCUGGCAAUACAAUAACAAUUCAAACAAUUAUAAUAGAGGUACUUGGCAAAACAAUAAUUAUAAUGGGAGAAACAAUUCCUGGUCUUACAACAAUCAAAGAAAUCAGAGUCAAUAUAAUAAUCUAUAUGGUUAUCAAUAUCAAUCCUACAAUAACAACAAUAAUGGAGAAAAUAAUAUGUGGAAAAAUUAUAAUCAAAAUAUUAAUCAAAGAAAACCAUUACAAUAUAAUGACAUGAAUCAAAGUAACAUCAAUUGUAACAUGAACAUUGAAGAGAUUGUUGAAGAAAAAAAUAACCCUACACAAAAUAAUAAUGGUAGUGAUUUUAAUAUCAACAAUUUAACUGAGUUUAAACUUAAUGAUAAUGCGUUCAUGACUACUUUAAAAGUAAAUGAUGCUGCUGUUACUAUGCAGGUUGAUACGGGAUCCAAGUUCACAAUUAUACCUCAUGAUAUGGCUAAACAAAUAGGUAUUAAAGAUCUUAAAAAGUCCACUCUACAACUCACAGCAUAUGAUGGAAACUUAAUCAAAAUUAUUGGCUUCACUUAA
Gordionus sp. m RMFG-2023 is the source of this 990-nucleotide messenger RNA. RefSeq names its product probable serine/threonine-protein kinase clkA. Lineage: Eukaryota; Metazoa; Nematomorpha; Gordioida; Chordodea; Parachordodidae. Bases 1 to 990 code for a protein of 329 amino acids. The transcript has a single exon. The record is from RefSeq and is a predicted model, not a curated record.